Panicum virgatum (switchgrass) is the source of this 1107-nucleotide messenger RNA. RefSeq names its product ethylene-responsive transcription factor 3-like. Gene Ontology annotation, molecular function: DNA binding; DNA-binding transcription factor activity. Bases 143 to 799 code for a protein of 218 amino acids. The record is from RefSeq and is a predicted model, not a curated record. Gene Ontology annotation, biological process: regulation of DNA-templated transcription. NCBI's taxonomy places the organism in Eukaryota, Viridiplantae, Streptophyta, Magnoliopsida, Poales, Poaceae. The transcript has 2 exons.
CUCCCCAGUGGCAUCCCCAUCCACCCUCAUCGGAAGCUCCCCAACUCCAAGCCUCCUUCCAGCAGCGAAGAAGCGAGGAGCCAGCCGGAGAGCGGCGAUCGAGCAGCGUCGCGACACCAGCCAGUCGGAUACAAGCGAUCCAAUGGCGCCCAGAAGGUCACCGUCGCCGGCCGGGAGCAGCGGCAGCGGCAGCGCCGUGUGCGCGCCAGCGGCGGCGGCGGCGGGGCAGCAGCCGAGGCUCCGAGGCGUGCGGAAGCGGCCGUGGGGCCGGUACGCGGCGGAGAUCCGCGACCCCGUACGCAAGGCGCGCGUGUGGCUGGGGACCUUCGACACGCCCGAGGACGCCGCGCGCGCCUACGACGCCGCCGCGCGCAGGCUCCGGGGGCCGCGCGCCGCCACCAACUACCCGGCCCAGGACCCGAGGGCCGUGGCGGCGGACGCUCCGGCGGCGAGCAGGAGCGGGAGCGUUGCGCUGUCGGAGGGCGCGUCGUCUUCCUCGUCGCGCUCCCGGGACUCGCCGCUGGCGGUCACGGUGGCCGUCGCGGCGGCUCCGUCGAAGGACCUGAGUCUGGCGCUCCCGGCCACGCCGUCGUCGUACCACAUGUUCCUGGACCCGGCCGCGACGAUGGUAGCCGUGGCGCCAGCGCUGCUGCAGUUCCUGCCGCCCAAGAGUGAGGAAGACCAGAGCUUCUCAGGGUCGUGCUCCUCCUCGUCGGCGGUGUUCGACGCUGCGCCGGCCGUGGGCCUGGGGCUCGACCUCAACCUGGCGCUGCCGGCCGAGAUGGUGAGGUGUAAAUAGGCUGCAGAUUUGUGUAUUCGCCGAGAUGGUGUUUUCGCGAAUUUAGGAAAAUUUCCAACUCUCAAAUGGCUUUUUCUUCUUCCUCGUCAGAGCAAAUUGGCCCAGUAAAGCAACACAUGCAGAUAGUCAGCUAGCUGUUGGCAUUGGUCUGACUUGUUCUCAUCCGUUGCAAGGAGGAGCAAGAUUGAUCUCUCGUGUGUGGAGUUCCUUGUUCUUGAAGAACAGUAUAUGUUAAUUCAUGUGCAGCUGCAGCGUGCACAGCCUAAUUAUCUCUCGGUGUCAUGCAUGAAAGAUCUACAAGGUCUAUU